AUGCCACCGAAGCCCGCACCCUCUGGCUCCCAUGCAUCGAACGCGACCGAAUUAUCCUUUCCAGACGUCCUUCUUCUAGCAUCCUCCAGCGGACUCGGCGGCGCAGGCUUGAAUUACGCAUUCCUCACCGUUUCUGCGUCAAGCCAAAGAUCCACGUCUAAAGAUGAUGCCUCCGCGACGGAUGAUGAAACAACAAGCUCUGCUUCUUACUCAAGCCAACUCGCCCCGAUGAUACCAACUUCAAGGCUCGUCAUGGAUCGAGAUGGUCGCAUUGUCCAUGUUCCCCAGCCUAUAUGGAAUCAAGUCCUUGCAGCGGUCACGGAUGCACGGAGGGCAAUGCUGCGCGAUGGAUUGGGCGGGACGUGGAGUCAGGCCACGGAGAUGUCCUGCCCAACGGACCAUUUCUUCGACCUGGCGCCGGAGGAGGGACAGUCUGGACUUAUCUGCUUCCGCCUUACUGCACAUAUGACUGAAAGGGUUGUGGGCAAAGCCGCAUUUGGGGCGGGGGAAAUUUUGCAUUAUCCACUAGACGGGCAAGAGCCACGAGUGGUGGAAGGGAUUCCGACGGUCCUACUGAAGCUCCAGUGGACAUGCGAUACGAUUAUGCAGCAGUUACUGCCCGUUCGUGCUAAGAUAUAUCUUCAUGAUUACGAACGUGAUGCGUUUGAGAUCGACCUGGAAACGCGCAACACUAUUAACGCAAUGUGUUCUGCUGUUCGAAUGCACGCAGCAGUCUUGCUACCAGGGGAAGACGAUGAGCUCUGA
Mycena indigotica is the source of this 765-nucleotide messenger RNA. RefSeq lists its product as uncharacterized. The record is from RefSeq and is a predicted model, not a curated record. The coding region runs from base 1 to 765 and encodes 254 amino acids. NCBI's taxonomy places the organism in Eukaryota, Fungi, Basidiomycota, Agaricomycetes, Agaricales, Mycenaceae. The transcript is spliced from 4 exons.